This is a messenger RNA of Parathielavia appendiculata, 921 nucleotides long. RefSeq lists its product as uncharacterized. The record is from RefSeq and is a predicted model, not a curated record. The transcript has a single exon. Bases 139 to 708 code for a protein of 189 amino acids. NCBI's taxonomy places the organism in Eukaryota, Fungi, Ascomycota, Sordariomycetes, Sordariales, Chaetomiaceae.
UAUUUACACGGUAUUGUAGUCCGGCUCUGUAUGGCAAUAUAUUGGAGGAGACAGCACUCCCAAAUAUGUGCUUACUCGCCGACCUGCUGUACGCCUGCCCGUGACCCAGCGACUGCGGGUUGAAUCCACGAUCGCCAAAUGUCCCCCCGCAUUAUUCGGGUCACGCAUUGUUUCCAACUUGCCGCGACGUCUCGGUGGUGGGCCACAAUGCUCCAUGUUGGGCCCUUUCUUGGUGCCACAAUUCGGUGGGUCGAUGGCCGACGGCAGUGGAUUACCGGCAACUCGGCGUGCCUCGCGAAGGCAAGGGCUGCGACGAAGAUGUGGUCGACAAUUCAUCAAGAUAAACAGGAACCAGACCCUUGGGACCUGGAAAGGGUAUCUCAUGCCCGUCUUAGCCUCGCUAUCGAGCACCGUUCUUUCCCCCCCGGAGCGGUUGUUUGCUCAUUCCUGCCCCCCUCGACCACGAUCUUGGCGGCACUGCAUGGUAACUUAAUGGGGCCCCCCAAAGCUGCUCACAAACCAAGCCAUAUCCAUGGUGUAGUACAGUGUACAUCUGUUGACUCACUUCGGAUGAAGCCGUCAGACCCCGGAAGCCAUGACCCUACCCGGGCCCCAGACCGAGGGUUGACGACCGCGAGGAAGCUCAGGCUUCUCGACCAUGACCAGACGUUGUACGGCACUGCUGUGGCACGACAGCUGUUCCUGUAGAUACAGUAGUGGCGUGGUGCAUGCCGCCAGAUGCAGGGGCCGUCGAUACGGUGCAACGAGCUCCCACUUUUGUGUUAGCUGCCUCUCCUUCUGGCCUUGCGGCCGUGGAGCGCUGAAGAACAGCUCCAGCAGUCGGCCGUAGUUCACGCCUUGGGGUGCUGCUCGUCGGACACGAUCUCCACGGGCCAACCACACCCUCCGGGUCGGGAUCAC